Messenger RNA from Ustilaginoidea virens, 1665 nucleotides. RefSeq lists its product as uncharacterized. Gene Ontology annotation, molecular function: transmembrane transporter activity. The record is from RefSeq and is a predicted model, not a curated record. Gene Ontology annotation, biological process: transmembrane transport. NCBI's taxonomy places the organism in Eukaryota, Fungi, Ascomycota, Sordariomycetes, Hypocreales, Clavicipitaceae. The transcript has 2 exons. Gene Ontology annotation, cellular component: membrane. Bases 1 to 1665 code for a protein of 554 amino acids.
AUGGCGCAAGGGGAUCCCGAAGCCCAGUCUGCCCCCGACAGCGGUCCACGUCCACGGAGCAUCAGCCCCGCAGCUAAAGACGGCGUGCCGCCCGCCCGGCUCAGGCAUGUGGAUCGGGCGCUAGCCCGCAUCGGCAACGGGGAGGUCGAGCUCACAGAGCAAGAUAGUCGUCGCAUCUGCCGCAAGACGGAUCGCGUCAUCCUCGUCGUCUUGGUCUGGGUGUACUUCCUGCAGAUCCUCGACAAGUCAGUCCUCGGAUACGGCGCCACCUACGGCUUGAAGACGGAUGCCCAUCUGACCGGCAAUCAGUUCUCGCUUAUCGGCUCCAUCGCGCCCGUCGCCCAGCUGGCAUGGCAGCCCUUCUCGUCUGUCCUGAUUGUCACGGUGCCGCAUCGCAUAUUGAUGCCGUCGCUUUGCCUGGGCUGGGGCGUUGCGCAGGCUGCCAUGGCCGCAGGCCACAGCUUUGGUGGCUUGAUGGCUGCUCGGUUCUUCCUGGGACUCUUCGAAGCCGGCUGCCUGCCGCUGUUUAGUGUCAUUACCAGCCAGUGGUACAGAAGAGCUGAGCAGCCCGUUCGAAUCGCCGCAUGGUACGGAACCAAUGGAGCCGCAACCAUUGUCGCUGCCGCUCUCUCGUACGGCCUGGGCCACAUCAACUCGCCUCUCCUGCACGAGUGGCAAAUCAUCUUCCUCUUUGUCGGCCUCUUGACCAUCGUCUCUGCUCCCCUUGCAUACUGGAGACUGGACAAUGACAUCCCGUCCGCUCGGUUCCUGACGGAGCAUGAAAAGGCCCAAGCCAUCGAGCGGCUUCGCGCCAACCAGACCGGAACUGGCAGCCGCGAGUUCAAGUGCCGUCACCUGCUCGAAACCGCCCUCGAGCCCAAGACCUACCUGUGGAUCGGCAUGGCCUUUCUCCUCAACGCUGUCGCAAGCGUCACCAACACCUUUGGCCCCCUCAUCAUCAACGGCUUGGUCUCCGACAAGUACCUGAGCAGCUUGCUCAACAUUCCCUUUGGAGCGCUGCAAGUCGUCGUCAUCUUCCUGUCAAGCUUCCUGGCCCAGAGGACUCGCCUCAAGGGCGCCAUUCUCGUCGCCUUCUCCCUUCCCGUCGUGGCCGGCCUGGCAGUCCUGUACGCCGUCCCGCGCCGCGACUCCGACAGAGCAGCCCUCUUGGCCGGGUACUACCUCCUCGCGUUCCUCUACGGCGGCAUCCCCCUCAUCGUCAUGUGGAUCAUAGGCAACACCGCCGGCACCACCAAGAAAUCCGCCAACAUGAGCAUCUACAACGCCGCCACCUCAGCCGGCAACAUCGUCGGCCCCUUGCUCUUCAACGAAAAGGACGCCCCUGUGUACAAGCCCGGCCUGCGCGCUUGCCUGGGCAUCAUUGUGGCUUUCGCCAUAGUCGUCUCCCUUCAAUGGGCCAACCUGAUUGUGCUCAACAAGCUGCAGGAGAAGAAGCGGGUGAGAAACGGGAAGCCAGCCAAGAUUAUCGAUCGGUCCAUGGAGUCGUCGUAUCAUGCCAUGGACGGGGUUGCUCGGGAGGAAACCGCGGCGCAGGAUUCCGCCCCAGCUGGCGAGGCAGAAUAUGGGGGCCAGCCGAGGAUCGGUGAGAGGGCGUUUCUCGACCUCACGGACCGCGAGAAUGACGAGUUUAUUUAUAUUUAUUAG